AUGACUCCAGACCAAAAGGCUCCGUCCCGAGUUACAGACAACGUGGAUUCAAAGGGAGGUUUGACAGUGAAAUUACCUGAAAACAUGAUGUUUGAAGUGGCCACCUACAGGUCCAGGAAGCGCAGCGUCGAGGUCUUGGGGACCCGGAUACCCAGGCAACUCCUGGCUGCCCUUGAGAACACCUCCUGCUCCACUCCAGGACUAUGCCAAUCUGUGGCCAUGCUCCCACCAGCUGGUCACCUCCUGUCCCUGCUGCUGGUGAUAGGCACAGGGGGCAGUGUGCCCAGCCACCCAGCAUCUCCCCAAGGCUGCUACGUGGCAGAGGAGGCUGGGGAGCGGACAUUCCGCUGUAGCCAGGCGGGCCUGAGCGCCGUGCCCACCGGCAUCCCCAACGACACCCGCAAGCUCUACCUGGAUGCCAACCAGCUGGUGACAGUGCCCGCGGGCGCCUUUCAGCACCUUCCUGUCCUGGAGGAGCUGGAUCUGUCCCAUAACAUCCUAGCCCACCUCUCGGGAGCCGCUUUCCAGGGCCUGGCAGGCACGCUGCGCCACCUUGACCUCUCUGCCAACCAGCUGGCCUCGGUGCCCGUGGAAGCCUUCGUGGGGCUGCAGAUCCAAGUGAACCUGUCUGCCAACCCGUGGCGCUGUGACUGUGCCCUCCAGGAGGUGCUCAGGCAGGUGAGGCUGGCACCGGGCACUGGGACGGGCAUCGUAUGUGGCCCAGGAGCCCGACCAGACCUCGUGGGCCAGGAGUUCCUGCCACUGGUGGGGGAGGAAGAGCUGUGUGGGGCGGGGCGGGGUGGGGCCCAGAGGAACACCGACGUGGCCCUCCUGGUCACCAUGGGGGGCUGGCUGGUGCUCGUGGUGGCUUAUCUGGUCCACUACGUGUGGCAGAACCGAGAUGAGAGCCGCCGUCCUCUCAAGCGGGUCCGCAUGCUGCCUGUGCGCUCUGAGGACUCCUCCAUCCUCAGCACAGUGGUCUGA
Molecule: messenger RNA, 984 nt
Organism: Phacochoerus africanus (Common warthog)
Lineage: Eukaryota; Metazoa; Chordata; Mammalia; Artiodactyla; Suidae
Gene: LRRC3C
Product: leucine rich repeat containing 3C
Exons: 3
Coding region: 1-984 (327 amino acids)
Cellular component (GO): voltage-gated potassium channel complex
Molecular function (GO): potassium channel activator activity; voltage-gated potassium channel activity; transmembrane transporter binding
Source: RefSeq, a predicted model, not a curated record